Brassica oleracea var. oleracea is the source of this 571-nucleotide messenger RNA. Its product is annotated as small ubiquitin-related modifier 5-like. Gene Ontology annotation, molecular function: protein tag activity; ubiquitin-like protein ligase binding. Gene Ontology annotation, biological process: protein sumoylation. The record is from RefSeq and is a predicted model, not a curated record. NCBI's taxonomy places the organism in Eukaryota, Viridiplantae, Streptophyta, Magnoliopsida, Brassicales, Brassicaceae. The transcript is spliced from 3 exons. Gene Ontology annotation, cellular component: nucleus. The coding region runs from base 74 to 439 and encodes 121 amino acids.
UUCAACUCUGCUGCUCUAGAAAUUGAGGAACCUCAAAAAUCUCCUAAAAGCUUCUAAAUUUAAAAUCUAAACAAUGGUGGAUUCUUUUUCCAUAAGCUCUGAUUCUUCUGAAACAAAGAAAUCUCCACCUCUCGACCAAAAAAGAAAAGAAAAGAAAUCUCCACCUCCUGAAUCAUCAGGCCAAAAGAAGAUUAUGAUCAAGGUCAAGAGCCAACAGGACGGAGGAGAGGAUCUGUACAAGAUUGGUGAGAAUGCACCUCUAAAGAAACUAAUGACUGCUUACUGCGUGAAGAAAAAUUUAGAUCGAAGUACUGUCAGAUUCAUCUUUAAGAAAAAGGGUCUCAAACCACGACAUACUCCUUCUCAGCUAAAGAUGGAAGAUAACGAUAUCAUUGAUAUAGUCACGGAACAAGGCGGUGGCGGUCCUUACACCGCUUGAUGUCGCCGGAGUUUCAAGUCUCCAGAAUAAGAAAAGAAAAUUUUAGUUAUUGUUGCACCUUAUGUCUGUCUGAACGCUUGUUGUCCAGUUGAUUUUAAUUCGUGAUAUUAAUAUAAUUUCUAUGUGAUUUAC